This is a messenger RNA of Xyrauchen texanus (razorback sucker), 2248 nucleotides long. RefSeq names its product BRO1 domain and CAAX motif containing (gene brox). The record is from RefSeq and is a predicted model, not a curated record. NCBI's taxonomy places the organism in Eukaryota, Metazoa, Chordata, Actinopteri, Cypriniformes, Catostomidae.
GCGUCAUACAGGAAGAACGUUCAUUGUUUUGGCGUUUCCUGAUCUGCAUCUGACUCGCCGAUUAAAAAAACAACAACAAACAUCUGAAAGUCGAUACAUUUCAGAUAUCUGUCACCAUGACUCACUGGUUCCACCGAAACCCUCUGAAAGCAACAGCGCCCGUGUCCUUCAACCUGUAUGGAGUGGCAUCCAGCCCUGCUGCCAAUAAGAUCUGCAAUGACCUGAGAACGGCGCGGGCCAGGCUGCUGGACAUGUUCACAGAUGCCACGUGUACACCUGAGAUCAUGAAGAAAUCCAGUGAUGAAUAUUUUGCUCUUUUACAGGGUUUCAUUUUGCCGCUGGAUGGAACCACACAAGAGAACAAGCUUCGCUUUAUCCAGAACUUUAAAUGGACCAACACUUUACAGGGAAAUAUUGCAAGUGCUCAGCAGGAUGCAAUUUUUGAGUUUGUGUCAAUGGCGUUUAAUGUGGCCCUCUGGUACACUAAGUUUGCAUCCAGGCGGGCCGGAAAGGAAAACAUCACAGAGGACGAGGCCAAAGAUGUUCAUAAGAGUUUGAAAAUCGCUGCUGGUAUAUUUAAGACUCUUAAGGAGACUCAUAUUCCUCGUCUGAUCACUCCAGCAGAGAAGGGUCAAGAUUUGGAGCCCCGAGUCAUUGGCGCUUACAUUGUUCAGAGUCAAGCUGAGGCUCAGGAGGUGACCAUUGCCAGAGCCAUUGAACUGAAGCACAACGUCUCCCUGAUAGCAGCGCUGGCGUAUGAGACGGCAAACUUCUACCAGAGGGCGGAUCACACUCUCAACACGUUGGAUCCUGAAUGUAGCAGUAAAUGGAAGAAAUACCUGCAGCUCAAGCAGCACUUCUACAUGGCUUAUGUGAAGCACUGUUAUCAUGGACAGACUCUUCUUGCUGGUGAUAAGUGUGGAGAGGCCAUCAGAUCCCUACAAGAGGCUGAGAAAUGUUACUCACGUGCUGAAGCGUUGUGUAAAGAGUACCGUCAGAUGAAGGGUCGAAGCACGGCCAAACCCUCCGAACAGCUGUUCUUCAAGAAACUGGGGACGUUCAUAAAAAACACACUGGAGAAAUGCCAGAGAGAAAAUGGUUUCAUUUACUUUCAUAAGGUUCCUGCUGAAGCUCGCCUGGAGUUGAAGGCCAGUUACGGUUUGGCUGAUCCAACUCCAUUUGAACUCCGCUCUCAGGCUCAGUGCACGCCUGAAGUCUACGCGACCUUUGACCUCACUAGAGGCCCAAAAGAUGACAAGGCAAAAACAAAGUCUGAUGAAGAGAUUAAACCAGUGAAGGAGCCCGAUCUGAAGCCGCAGAAUGACACGGGCUGUGUUCUCUCCUAAGCGCCGGAGAACCUUCAACAUACAGGUCCAGCAUGUGCAGGAGAUGUAGAUGAGAGUCUGUUCUCUUUGCCUGUAAUCAAACACAGUUACUCUAUUCUAGUGUAAAUAUCUGCCCAAAUACAUCACAAUAUAACAUAGUGAUAUAACAGUGGAGUCUGUCUGUGUUUAGGUCUAUAGAAGACAGAAUUGAGUAUCCAGUCACAUAUCUGAUGGACAAUGAAUCAAUUAUGACUCUAAUGUAUAAUAUGACUGUUUGAUUUGCACUUGAUUGUCUCUCUGUAGUGUACUCCAGAUUAUUUAAAAGGUUGGUUGGGGUUUUGUUUUUUUUUCUCCAUUCAUUAGAGCAUAACUUAAUAUUUUUAGUAAUGUACACUUUAUGGCACUCAUUGCAAAAGACAAAAAAUGCAAAUAUUAAACCGUGUUUAAGAGUAAAUCUCACAAAGAUAUAUCCAGGUCAUAUUUCACCCCAAAAUCAAAAGAGAAAAAUAGGUCUGUUAAGAUUUGUUUGCAUUGUGACAUUAUUUUCAUAAACAUUUUACAGCCAAAUUCUAAUGGAAGGCCAAAUGACUCCAAAUUAAAUAAUUAAAUAAACAUUUAAACAAAUAAUUAAAUGCAUAAAAAUUUUUUUUUAAAACUAUAAAAUCAUCAAAUUAAUUACAACAUCACUAAAUAAAUCAAUAAACGUCCCUUGUAUUUAAAUUUAGCACUUUAUUGUGUCUAUUUUCAUUUACCUUUUCAGUGAUACAAAAAUCACUCAACGAUAAUGUAAUAAUUGUAUAACUUUUAAAUGAUUUCAUUUGCUAUUUUAUUUAAUUUUCAGGUGUUUAAUUAUUUAUUUAAAUGUUAAUUUAAUGAUUUUAUUUUGAGUAAUUUGGCUCUCCAUAAUCAUUAUUUAAAUGAUA